Musa acuminata AAA Group (dessert banana) is the source of this 3919-nucleotide messenger RNA. RefSeq lists its product as uncharacterized. NCBI's taxonomy places the organism in Eukaryota, Viridiplantae, Streptophyta, Magnoliopsida, Zingiberales, Musaceae. The record is from RefSeq and is a predicted model, not a curated record. Gene Ontology annotation, molecular function: DNA binding; DNA topoisomerase type I (single strand cut, ATP-independent) activity. The transcript has 22 exons. The coding region runs from base 191 to 3523 and encodes 1110 amino acids. Gene Ontology annotation, biological process: DNA topological change.
CGGAAACCCCGAAACCCCUCGAGCCGAUAUUUCCCAUCCCUACCCUCCAAAGCGGAAGCCGCGCCUCCCCUCGUCAUCUUGCCCGAAACCACCCCUCGCUUUCAUGCGUCGCUGCUGAUGCCGCCACGAAACCCUAAUCCUGGCGCUUCUCAGAGGUUUUUGACGUCGAAGCGUGUCGGAGGGGUGUCGCAUGGCGUUCCAGCUGCAUAGGCUCUUCGUGACUAGCUCCUCGCGGAUGAACUUGUCUUAUCCCUUGAGGCUUCCUCCAAUGAUGCUUCAAUACAGGUUGGGCCGGAAUUUUCCAUCUACAUGCUUGCCAAACUCGCUUCUUGUCAACAAUAAAAACACUGGGAGGCAUGCCCACCUUAUGGUAAAAACAGUAAAAUUUAAUUUGUCAAGAUUGGAAGCUGUGAAGGUUGCUAUUAGGUUACCUCAGCAGAUUAAAUUAGGGAACUGCAGUUCUCCAAUAACCGGGUCUAAUUUCACUUGUCGAACUUUGGGAGCUGACAAUUGUUCUAGAAUGAAUUAUUUUGCUGGUGAACUUGUUACUGGAAGAUUAUUUUCAUCCAACAGUAGAAAAAUAAUUCAAUAUAGGGCAAGCCCAAAACAUAUUGAUAAAACUCAGGUCUUGGAAAAGAAAAAUAUAGGUGAUGGUGAUUCUGCACCUAAUGUGCUUCGUGGAUUAAAGAAGAAAGAAAAAAAAUCUACCUGCAAUGGCAUUAGUCGGAAAACAAAUACCACAGCUUCUAAGCCACCUAAAAGAGGCUCUGGUACUGACAGAAAAACCAAUAAUAUGAUUUCCAACACUGCUGAGCAUGAAAAGAAAUUUGUUAAGGUGGUUAAGAAAAAGAAAGAACCAGCUAAGAGGAGCAGUAAUGAUAAAGAUGCUAAAGCUCCAGAGAAAAAUCAGAAGGACAGUAGCAAGAAAAAGGAGCAACUUUCUGGUACAGCAACGACUAUCAAAGGUUCUAAGAGAAGAUCAGGGAAAAAAUUGCUUAGUGUGAUGGCUAGACCUAGUGAAGCUAAAGUUACUCAUCAGAAACCUUCAACUGGGGGAGUGGAGAGUCAGAGAAUGCAGUUUAAACCUCUCUAUCCACCUACUGGUAAAUCAGUUGUGGUUGUAGAGUCAGCCACAAAAGCAAAAGUAAUUCAAAAUUAUCUUGGGAAUAUGUAUGAAGUUCUGCCUAGUUAUGGCCAUGUGAGAGACUUGGCUGCCAGAUCAAAAUCAGUAAGGCCUGAUGAUGAUUUCAGUAUGGUCUGGGAGGUACCUGAUGCUGCAUGGACUCAUCUCAAAAGUAUUGAAGCAGCACUGAAAGGAGCAGAAAAUUUGAUACUUGCAUCUGAUCCUGAUCGUGAAGGAGAAGCAAUUGCUUGGCAUAUAACUGAGAUGUUGCACCAGCAAGAUGCAUUGAAUGGAAACAUUAUCAUUGUGAGGGUUGUGUUUCAUGAAAUAACAGAGUCUUCUAUCAGAAACGCUUUACAGGAUCCCAGAGAGAUAGACAUGAAUUUGGUCAAUGCAUAUCUUGCUCGGAGAGUCCUGGAUUAUUUGAUUGGUUUUAGCAUAUCACCUCUGCUAUGGAGGAAGUUACCUGGAUGCCAGUCCGCUGGACGUGUACAGUCUGCAGCUCUGGCUUUAAUAUGUGAUAGGGAAAUGGAGAUAGAACAGUUUAAGGAACAAGAAUAUUGGACAGUUGUUGUUGAAUUUCAAGAUGCAAAUUUAUUGAACAUAAAUACAUCUAUACCUUCACAUUUGACCCAUUUGAAUUCCAAAAAGUUGGAUCAGCUUUCUAUAGGGUCUCAUGUGGAGGCCGAAGCUGUUGAAAAGCAGGUUUUGUCCUCAAAGUUUGCAGUGAAAAAUAUAAAAACAAGCAAAGUUCACAGAAAUCCGCCAAUGCCUUACAUCACAUCUACUCUACAGCAGGAUUCUGCGAACAAGCUACAUUUUACUGCAUCCUAUACAAUGAAGCUAGCACAAAAGCUGUAUGAGGGCGUCAAACUAUCAAAUGAAGAAGCAACAGGGUUGAUAACAUACAUGAGAACUGAUGGACUGCAUGUUUGUAAUGAAGCUGCAGAGGAUAUUCACUCCUUGAUUAAAGAAAGGUAUGGCGAGGAAUAUGCUUCAAAAAGCAUACGUAAAUCCUUCCAAAAGGUGAAGAAUGCCCAAGAAGCCCAUGAAGCUAUUAGGCCAACCAGUAUCAGGAGGUUACCAUCAUCUUUAGUUGGAAUCCUCGAUGGUGAUUCUCUAAAGUUAUACACUCUUAUCUGGAGUCGGACGAUGGCUUGCCAAAUGGAAGCUGCGACUACUGAUAUGAUUCAAGCUGAUAUUGAGAAUUCUCAAGGAGACAUGAUCUUCCGAUCAGUUGGUUCACGACUUGCAUUCCUUGGAUAUCAAGCAGUUUAUGAGGACAAGGAGGCACAACUUAAUGAAAAUAACAAGGAAGAGGAUAAAAAUGAGGCAUCUUUUGAGGCUUUCCGCAAAUUAAAGGUCAAGGACUCUUUAGAUUUGGUUAAGGUGCACCUACUUCAGCAUUACACUAAACCACCACCACGUUACUCUGAAGGAGCACUGGUUAAAAAGCUAGAAGAACUUGGAAUUGGAAGGCCAUCAACUUAUGCAUCCAUAAUGAAAGUGUUGCAGGAUAGAAACUACAUCUCAAUGAAAAGUCGGAUUCUUUAUCCAGAAUUUCGUGGUCGCAUGGUGUCAGCAUUUCUUUCCCAUCAUUUCUCAGAGGUUGCUGAUUACAGUUUUACAGCUGACAUGGAGAAUGAGCUAGAUAAUGUAUGUGCUGGAACUACCGAAUGGAAAGGGCUUUUGAAAGAUUAUUGGUCACGAUUUAGUAAGUACUGUGACCUUGCAGGCAAAUGUGAUACUCGUCAGGUAGAGAAAAUGUUGGAGGAAACAUUUGGACACAUAUUGUUUGCUUCACUAAGGAGCAGAGAGUGUCCUAGUUGUUCUGAGGGGACAUUGAAGUUUAAAGUCAGUAGGUUUGGCGCUGGCUAUUUUAUUGGGUGCAAUCAACAUCCAAGAUGCAAGUAUAUUGCAAGCACAUUAUUCAGUGACAAUGACGAGGUUGGUACUACGGAUACUUCAGAGAAGUCCUUUCCAAUUCCAUCAAAGUUGCUUGGCUUAAAUCCUGGUUCUAGUGAAAAGAUUUAUCUAAAGAAAGGUCCUUAUGGAUACUAUGUGCAAUUGGGUGAGGACAGGCAGGGUUUCGUGCCAAAAAGAGCUUCUCUCUCUGAGGUGAAAGAUGUUGAGGCUCUUACAUUAGAGGAUGCUAUUCAGCUGCUUCAGUAUCCCAUAACUUUGGGAAACCAUCCGGAGGACAAUCAUCCUGUUGUGUUGACCUAUUCCAAGUUUGGAUAUUCAAUUAGACAUCGGCGGACUAUUGCCCCGGUGCCAAAGCGUUUAGACCCUAAGGAGAUCACACUGGAAGUAGGUUUGAAGCUUUUGGUGAGCAAGACUGCCAAACAAUUUGGUCGUAGGAAAGGCAAGUCUAAGACCGAAGAAGCCUUGUGGGAGUAACCAUAAAUCUUAAUCGGCUACAUUCAGAACAUCCUGAUAGGCUAAAGUCUUUUGUUUAAGAAUAACGUCUGGAACUCGAAAGAAAUGCAUAGCAUUUGUGGAAGACGAAUGAUACAUGUCUCCAUCAACAUCUGUGGGCUUGAGCUCUCUUAAUUUCCAUGUAGCAGCUGCCAUUGAAUGUCUUAUACUUGUCAUUUUCAUUAAUGUAAUGAUAAUGAUUUUCCCCCGUGAUUAUCACAUUUUGAUCAGUUGUAAUUCCGGCUCGAUUAGAGGUAUUAUUUAAAGCUGCAUAAUUUGUUAUGCAGCUCUUCUGGAGGGUUUUUUUUUUUUCCUUUCUGUAAUAGUUUCUUUAGGGACAUAAGACUAUGAUUUUAAAUUGUAUUUUCAUUACUAGAA